This is a messenger RNA of Fragaria vesca subsp. vesca, 1532 nucleotides long. Its product is annotated as protein disulfide isomerase-like 2-3-like. Lineage: Eukaryota; Viridiplantae; Streptophyta; Magnoliopsida; Rosales; Rosaceae. Gene Ontology annotation, cellular component: endoplasmic reticulum lumen. The record is from RefSeq and is a predicted model, not a curated record. Bases 60 to 1373 code for a protein of 437 amino acids. Gene Ontology annotation, molecular function: protein-disulfide reductase activity; protein disulfide isomerase activity. Gene Ontology annotation, biological process: response to endoplasmic reticulum stress. The transcript has 9 exons.
AAUCGAUCUUACACGCAGAGAGAAAGAGAGAGAGUGAGAGCGAGUCUCUGAGAUUGAGAAUGAGAAUGAGAGAGAGUCAAUUCCGAGCUCUACCAAUCUUGUUGGUGUUCUUCUUCGUCUUCAAUGCCUGUGAUGCACUCUACGGUCCAUCAUCACCAGUGCUUCAGCUGACUCCCUCCAACUUCAAGUCCAAGGUUCUGGACUCGAACAGAGUUGUUCUGGUUGAGUUCUUUGCGCCGUGGUGUGGGCAUUGUAGAGCUCUGACUCCUAUAUGGGAGAAAGUCGCUACUGUGUUGAAGGGUGUGGCCACCGUAGCUGCUCUUGAUGCUGAUGCGCAUAAGUCCCUUGCUCAGGAUUAUGGGAUUCAAGGAUUCCCAACAAUAAAGGUGUUCGUACCUGGAAAGCCACCAGUUGAUUAUCAGGGAGCAAGAGAUGUGAAACCUAUUGCAGAAUUUGCUCUCUCACAGAUUAAGGCACUGUUGAAGGACCGGUUAAGUGGAAAAUCAACAGGAGGAUCAAGUGAAAAACCUGAGCCUAAUGCUUCAGUAGAACUAAAUUCCAAGAACUUUGAUGAACUAGUUGUUAAAAGUAAAGAACUCUGGAUUGUGGAGUUCUUUGCACCUUGGUGUGGGCACUGUAAAAAAUUGGCACCUGAGUGGAAGAAGGCUGCCAAAAACUUGAAGGGGAAGGUGAAGUUGGGACACGUGGACUGUGAUGCAGAGCAGUCACUUAUGAGCAGGUUCAAUGUUCAAGGAUUCCCAACAAUAUUAGUAUUUGGAGCUGACAAAGAUAGCCCAGUACCGUAUGAGGGUGCAAGGACUGCUUCAGCCAUUGAAUCGUUUGCUCUCGAACGACUAGAAACAAAUGUUGCACCUCCUGAAGUGACUGAGCUAACUGGCCCUGAUGUCUUGGAAGAGAAAUGUGGUUCAGCAGCCAUCUGUUUCGUCGCUUUUCUACCUGAUAUCUUGGAUUCAAAGGCUGAAGGGAGGAACAAGUACCUUCACCAGUUAUUAUCCGUUGCAGAGAAGUUCAAAAGGAGUCCAUAUAGCUAUGUCUGGGCGGCAGCUGGUAAGCAACAAGACCUUGAGAAUCUUGUAGGUGUUGGUGGUUACGGGUAUCCUGCAUUGGUGGCCUUAAAUGUGAAAAAAGGUGUUUAUGCCCCUCUUAAGAGUGCGUUCGAGCUUGAUCAGAUUACCGAAUUUGUGAGAGAAGCUGGGCGUGGUGGAAAGGGAAACUUGCCUCUGAACGGCACCCCCAACAUAGUGAAGAGCGAACCAUGGGAUGGUAAGGAUGGAGAGAUCGUUGAAGAGGAUGAGUUCUCCCUUGAAGAACUGAUGGGGGAAGAUACUAAUAGCAAGGAUGAAUUGAGAUAAAUUCAAAGCAUUGUAGUAGAGUAUAAAUGUGUAUCAGACUAAGAUUGAUUUUGGAGGAAUUCACAAGCCAUGCCUGGUUUUGCUAGUCAUUUUGCUGUUUUUGUACGUGGAUGACGUUUAUAAUAGAGGGUUAGUUCGAUCAAGAGCUUUCUUACAAGG